Prorocentrum cordatum is the source of this 2907-nucleotide messenger RNA. The record is from the annotation of a GenBank genome assembly. NCBI's taxonomy places the organism in Eukaryota, Dinophyceae, Prorocentrales, Prorocentraceae.
GACGACAUCAGUGGUCAGAUCAACUUCAGCCUCGCAGUCAACUUGGGAACUGGGAUGCAGACAUUCGGGCGCUGCGUAGUGGCCUACGUCAAGGACAAGCUGCAGAUCAAGAGGGGCGAGCCGCCACCAGAUGCAGUCCUGUACCGCAAGCACUUGAUCAGGUUGUGCAUGGCUCGUGGGUCCAGGCUGCUCGCGAAGCGUCUUUGCAUACAAAGCCUCCCCAAUGGUGACUGGAGGAGGCGCGGCGUCAUCGAGGUCUACGUCCCAGAGGGCAUUGAUUACGACCGUACUCGGAUCGCAGACGUGGUUGGGAGGGGCAUCCAAUCCUGCGUGGCAGGCAGGCGGUUCAAAGUGUACCCGCGCUCUCGAUGGACUGGGGCAGACCAAGCAUUCGAUGAGUUCGUCAUGAUGGAGGCCAUCCACGGCAUGGUGUCGGCAAUCUGGGCAACGUGGUGCUCGGUGGCGGGAUCUCUUGGCCCGCAUCGUGGUGCGCAUGCGUCGUUGGGAGCCGACAGGCCUUGGCACUCCGUUGAUCGCGCGCCGUCCACUCGCCCUGGGGACAUGCAGCGCGACGACACAGCCACUGGCGGUGGCGAUGCCCCAGGUGCCGACGGCAUGGCGGACGCAUACGAGGCGGCGCGGAUGGAGAACGAGCAGCGCAGGAGGAAAGCAACUGAUUGGUUAAGGAGCAGGCCGCUCUCGCGGUCGAUCGUGAUACGGCAGACCAUGGAACCGUUGCGGCAACUCCGACAGCAACACCUCGCUAUUGGUGGCAAGCAGUGGCAGCGAGACCAUCAGCAAGAGGCAGCGCGUUCAGCAGAUGCGGAUGUCUCGAUUGAUGCAUCGUACCCGAUUGUCGUGGCGGCCUCGGGGGAGUUGGAGAAGACGAGCCACUACCAGUUUCGAAAGCUGUUCGAGGAGUCUGGGCUCUGGGAUCAUUUACUGCAGCCAGGGGACAUGAACGUCAAGACCAGGAACUUCGCCUUUCGGUUGUGCUCUGCUGCAGACUGCUUGGUAUACGAAGCGAUGGACAUCCUCCACAACGCAUUCCCCAUCCGAAUGUUCAAGCUUCUCAAUGGCAGCAGCUUGGGCGACGUGUUAUCGAUGCCGCCCUGCUGCAUGGAUGAUUGGAGCAAGGGGUUCGUGGGACGGCACGGGCUUGACGCCGACGGUGCGCAACUGAGUCCACGUGCGAUGAGUGAGCUUCGGGCGCACGCUGCCGUAGCCAGAAUGCACAUCGCUGCCAUCGAGACGAGGCACGCUAGCAUACGGCGCCGGCUGGAAAGCAAAAGCGUGCAGACGAGCCCUUACGCGUUCACCGAGCUCUCGGCCGACUUCGUCUUGGACCACGUGCGCAUCGGCGGCAUGCAUUGGCCAGGGCUGUCAGCGCAAGAGGAAGACGUCGGGGCCGACGGGGUGAGCGAGCCCGAGCCUGCUGUUGCGUCUGUCAGUAGACCAGGUGGAGCGUGGCGUUGCUGGGUGCGGGAGCAGUCCUUGGGGAAGCAUGGACUCCAAGAUUCAAAAGAGCUCUCCGCUAGGUAUCGGGCCCUUUCGCCAGAGGAGAAGGAGGGGCUGGUCCAGCGCGGGGCCGUGGCCACCAGGUCGGGCAAGGACGGGAGCGGCAGCAGUUUUGGACUUCGGACCAGGGACCUUCAACGUGCAAUUGACAAGCGUCGCAAGGAAGGCGCCCUCCAGCAAGCUACGUUGGCGCUCGUGGAGAUGCCGAGCCUCGAGUCGACCGAUCAGAAGUGCGACUGGGCGAUCGAGCAGGCGAUGCGGACGGCCACCAACGAUCAGAAGAACUCGGUGAACGAGAUGAUGAAGAUCUCGAGGGAGAACCUCAGGACGAUUCAAAAGGCAGAAGGGCGCAAGGCUGACAGUGAUCAAGCGAAGCUGGUUGUUUGGCACGCCGACCAGGGUGAGCAGCUGCGGCGAACUGUCGUGGACGCCAUGCCGUGCUUGAAAGACUUUGCAUGGGCGUUGCAGUUUGUACCAGGGGCAGGGCCAGUAUCAGCACUUGCCGACGUGCUACAUCCGACGGGGUCCACGGCGAAGUUGGCUCGGUCCAUCAACGCUCGGACGCGCCAGACCAACCUUGGUAGCGCCCUCGACCAUCAGUGGGUCCACAUGCACAGGCCGAUCUACCAUGACGAGUGCGAUCCGAUCCCCGACGCCGCCAUCGGGAAGCCAGAUAAGGUUCCUUGCCAAGCAGUCGGCGUGUGCUGCUGCUCGCCCCCGCACCGCGAGAAGGCACGGCGGAGUUUCUACUCUCACAUGAAAGCAUGUUUCAAGAAGGUUUCUGGUAAGAGGAAGGCACUUGAGGACCGCAUCAUCGUUGCGAAGCUGACUCCGAUCGACCUUGAUGCGCCUGGGGCAUCGUCGUGCGACGACCCAUGGUCGGCUGCACUGGCUGAGGUGGCGCCCGUGGCGAUCGACACACGCUCCACCGUUACCUACUGGCACGUGGCUACUAUGUCAUUCUCGCCGUAUGUUGGGCACUUCAGGGAGCUGAACCUUUUGGAGCGGGUGGAGCAGGUUGACGGCGUGGUCGAGUACACGUUCGAGGUGAAUGGCACGACGUAUUUCGACAGGGCUGCGUUCAAGUCCCUGGACCUCUCCAAGGAUUGGGCCGUCGAGUGGCUUGUUCUUUCCGACAGCGUCAGGGCUGUCCCUGAGUUUCGUGCUGGGCUUGCAGUCGCUGUCUCGACCGAUGACUACGGCGUUGCAGAGACCUUCUGGAGCACUCGGAGGCGCGGGGUGGACAGAGGCGGUUCGGGUCGUCGCAAGGGGGGCGCCGACGAUGUGGAGCCCGACGUCACGAGCGACCUAGAGGACGGCGACGACGACGGGUGCGACGACCGCGACGGCAACGCUGCGGGGUCAGACUCCUCCGAGGACGGGUGCCAG